AUGUCCUUUCUUCAUACCCACUCAAGCGAGUGUAUAAAGAGCGAACUCGAUUUCUUCUCUCUACCGCCUACGCAAACCAGCAUCGAGAGUUCGCAAUGGAUUUAUUACAAACCCGUAACUUCACUCGCGGACGACUCACCCAUAGAAUUCGUCAUACCCGGCCAUGGAGAAGACUAUCUGGAUCUCACUCACACCAUGUUGAGCCUUCGCAUACGCGUAGAAAGCGAACGCGGAGAGAGCACAUCGGUCGCAGCCGCCGACGCGGCAAAAGUAGGGCCCGUAAAUCAUUUACUGCAUUCCAUGUUCAACCAAAUCGACGUAUAUUUCAAUCAAAAACUCGUGUCGCCACCAAACAACGCUUACGCUUACCGCGCGUACAUCGAGGCGUUAUUAAAUUAUGCUUCACCCGCAAAAACUUCCCAUCUAACCUCUUGCUUAUGGGACGCGGAUAUUCCCGGCUACAUGGACGACACGUUAGACUCGUCAAAUCCAAAUACGGCACUCGAGAGACGUGCGAAAUACAUUCAAGGAAAUCGUGCGCUGGAUCUCAUAGGCCACCUUCACUGCGACGUUUUUAAUCAAGAUAAAUUUUUAAUUAACGGAGUGGAAGUUAGAAUGAGACUCGUACGUUCCAAAGAUUCAUUUUGCCUUAUGGAGAGUAGAACGAUAUCAAAAAUACGUAUUCUCGAUGCCAGUUUACUCGUAAGAAGAGCAAAAAUAAGUCCGGGUGUGCUACUCUCACACGCUAGAAUGCUGAGUAAAACUACCGCCAAGUACCCCCUUACGAGAGUCGAAGUUAAAACAUUCACAAUACACGCCGGCGUCAUGGGGGAAUCGAUAGACAAUGCAAUACUCGGACAGUUGCCGAAACGAAUAAUAGUCGGCUUUGUCGAUAACAAAGCGUUUAACGGCGAAGAAAAUUGA
This is a messenger RNA of Mycetomoellerius zeteki, 924 nucleotides long. RefSeq lists its product as uncharacterized. Gene Ontology annotation, biological process: deoxyribonucleotide biosynthetic process. NCBI's taxonomy places the organism in Eukaryota, Metazoa, Arthropoda, Insecta, Hymenoptera, Formicidae. The transcript has a single exon. Gene Ontology annotation, molecular function: ribonucleoside-diphosphate reductase activity, thioredoxin disulfide as acceptor. Gene Ontology annotation, cellular component: cytosol. The record is from RefSeq and is a predicted model, not a curated record. Bases 1 to 924 code for a protein of 307 amino acids.